Soboliphyme baturini is the source of this 381-nucleotide messenger RNA. Lineage: Eukaryota; Metazoa; Nematoda; Enoplea; Dioctophymatida; Soboliphymatidae. The record is from the annotation of a GenBank genome assembly.
AUGGCUCACACUCUACCGAGGACCGUUGGCAUUGGCGACAGAGGUGACAUUCUGCUCGCCGACUACUCAGUGCUCAUCGCUCAUCGUUUUCAUUUUUGGCGUGCGUUGUUUCUCGGUGGUUUGUCGUCUACCGGAAGUACGGCCGAAGUUCCAGCUUCGAUCCUCGUUCUUUACUGUUGCAUCGCUGAUUCUGUUUCAUUCAAUUCCCACGUCGAGUGUUUAACGUUUUCCCGUUGCUCCCACCGAAGUUUGCGUCUGUCUCGCGAGGACGUCGUUUUAGACCACCGUGACUCGGUUCAUUUCGCCGCCGCCGCCGUUUCGCCUGCCGCCAAGAUAAAUACCUCUCCCGAUUUUCCUGUUCCGCUUGCAUCAACUGUCUAA